This is a messenger RNA of Mandrillus leucophaeus (drill), 2898 nucleotides long. It is a transcript of the gene ZBBX, whose product is annotated as zinc finger, B-box domain containing. The record is from RefSeq and is a predicted model, not a curated record. NCBI's taxonomy places the organism in Eukaryota, Metazoa, Chordata, Mammalia, Primates, Cercopithecidae. Bases 380 to 2737 code for a protein of 785 amino acids. Gene Ontology annotation, cellular component: motile cilium. Gene Ontology annotation, biological process: cilium movement. The transcript is spliced from 20 exons.
ACUUGCUCAUGGUCACACAGCAAGCUCCUUUUCGCCCUCUGCCGGCGGACAGUGGCAGAACCCAGCUUUCUGGUUGCUAUGGGUACCGAGGUAACGCGGUAACUAAGGAGACCAAGACGGAAACUCCCUGCAGCUAUCCGCGGCCCGCCGGCGGUGGUGAUGCGAGAGGCUGGGGUCUCCAGCCUUUAGUCUGCCUGCGCGUUCACAUGCACCCACGUCCUUAAAGUUUACUCACAAGUAGACUAUGGUGCGAGAUGCCCAAUUCCUGAAACAUCUGAAGUUGUGGAUGUUUAUUUUUUUCUUCCCAAAAUCAGCAGUAGAGAGACUCAGAAGUGUUUACAAAUCAGAAUAACUUUUAGACAACAUUAAGGUGGUAAUCAUGAACACAAAAGAUUUUGUAGUUCUUCCAUGGGGAAAACCUGGAAAUUCUGUAAAGCUAAAAUAUAGAAAUGCUCAAGAACUGCGAAUGGAGAAAGUACAGUUAGAGUUUGAGAACCAAGAGAUGGAGAAGAAACUGCAAGAAUUCCGAUCCACAAGAAGCAAAGAAAAGGAAGAAAGAGAGUCAAGCGAAUAUUACUGGAAAUCUGGAAAAGUGGGCAAAUUGGGUAAUCAAUCAUAUAUGAUGUCAAAAAAUAAAGGAAAUGUUAUUAAGGUAUGCCUUGAAUGUGGAGAAGAUUAUUGUUCAGGAUGCUUUGCUAAAAUUCACCAGAAAGGGGCACUAAAGCUCCACAGAACAACUCUUUUGCAGGCAAAAUCUCAAAUAGUAUUCAGUGUAUUGGAUGUUGCCCAUCAGUUUAUAAAGGAUGUUAAUCCAGAUGAACCCAAAGAGGAGAAUAAUUCUACAAAGGAAACCAGUAAAAUUCAGCAUAAACCCAAAUCUUUAUUUAUCCAGAGGAGCAGCUCUGAGGUAGAAAUUACAACGACAAAAAGAGCAGAAUGUACAAAACCAAGAGAGAGUCUAUUGUGUGAAGGGUCAUUCAAUGAAGAAGCUUCUGCACAGUCCUUUCAGGAAGUGUUAAGUAAAUGGAGAACCAGAAAUCAUGAUGACAAGAAACAGAAUUUACAUGCAGCAGAAAAAGACUCACUGGAAGAAUGUGAAGUGCAGACUAAUCUGAAAAUUUGGAGAGAACCACUUAAUAUUGAAAUUAAAGAAGAUAUUCUAUCCUAUAUGGAAAAAUUAUGGCUUAAAAAACACAGGAGAACUCCACAAGAACAACUUUUUAAUCUGCUACCAGAUACAUUCCCACAUCCAUGUGAAACCACUGGUGAUGUACAGUGUUCUCAAAAUGAAAAUGAUGAAGAUAGUGAAGGUGAGGAGACCAAAGUACAACACACAGCUCUUUUAUUGCCAGUAGAAACAUUAAACAUAGAGAGACCUGAACCAUCUCUAAAAAUAGUCGAACUGGAUGAUACUUAUGAAGAGGAAUUUGAAGAACCAGAAAAUAUUGUGCCUUACAAAGUUGAAUUAGCUGAUGCAGACAGUCAACCAAGUUGUGCUUUUCAUGAUUAUCAGAAGAAUAGCUUUCUAUAUGAAAAUGACAUCCAUCAACAACAUGUUUUCCAUAAGGGAAAGAGAGACUUCUUAAAUCUUUGUCUGAGAAACAGCUCUACUUAUUACAAAGAUAAUUCAAAAGCAGAAACUUCAAACACAGAUAUUGACAACAUCGUGGAUCCUGAUGUGUAUUCUCCUGACAUUGAAAAAAUUGGGGAAAACACCUCCUUUGAAAUAAAUUUAAAAGAGAAAAGUACAGGUUUAGAAAGUAAUCAAAAGUCUGAUGAUUCUUGCAUAUCACUUGAAAGCAAGGAUACUUUGCUAAGUAUAGAUUUAGAAAAACCUCCCAUUGAGGAGAAAUUAUCUCAAGACAUCAAAGAAUCCUUGGAAUUCAGCAAUCUGCAUAAGACACCACGCUUUGAAGAUUCAAAAACUACAAAGUCAUCACUGUUGUUACAAGAAAUAGCCUGCAGAAGGAAGCCUAUAACAAAACAAUAUCAAGGACUUGAGAGAUUCUUUAUUUUUGAUACAAAUGAAAGACUCAACUUACUUCCUUCUCAUCGUUUAGAAUGCAACAGUUCCAGUACUAGGAUUACACUUGCAGAAGACAGAGAAUGGAUUCCAGACCAUAGCUUAAGUGAACAUGCUGAUAAUGCAAUUGUCUUGGGUGUUCUGCAGGGUGCUCAGAGUCCAUCAUCAAGUAGAAAACAGCAAAAGAUGGAUUGGAAAUCACAGAGACCUUCAACAUCAAAUUUUCCACUUUCCAACUCUGUUAAAGAAAGCUCCAGCUGCCUUUCAUCCUCUCCUUGUCGAUCAAGAAGUGCAACUGCUCAAUCAUUGUCUAGAGCUGCUUCUGAAAUUUCAGAAAUUGAAUAUAUUGAUAUUACUGACCAGAAUGAGCUUUCCUUAUAUGACACUACUGAUCAAUGUACCUUAGACAGUUUGGAAAAAGAAUUACAAGUGCUGACAACUCUUGCAGAUACUUCAGAAAAGCUUUAUAGCUUAACCUCAGAAGAGUUCCCAGAUUUCAGCAGCCAAUUACUGAAUAUAAGUCAGACUUCCACAGAUUUCCUUAAGACCUCACAUGUGAGGGAUCCCUGUGGAGUUGAGGAAUUGAGCUGUUCUGGAAGAGAUACCGAAAUUCAGUCUUUGCUGUCACUUUCUGAGAGGAGUACAGAUGAUGAGGAGGAAGAUUUUCUCAACAAGCAACAUGUCAUUACACUACCAUGGUCAAAGAGUACUUAAUGAUUAUUUGUUGAUUACUUUUUCCAUUUGGUACCCAGAGUAAAGCAAACAAUUGAGAAAAGUAGCCAAGUGAUUACCUGUCCAAGUGCUGGAGAUUUUGAUUAUUAAUGUCUCUGAAGUUUCAAGGCUACAAACUAAUAAAAGUAAAAUUAUAAGUUCAA